Aspergillus lentulus is the source of this 1200-nucleotide messenger RNA. RefSeq lists its product as uncharacterized. Lineage: Eukaryota; Fungi; Ascomycota; Eurotiomycetes; Eurotiales; Aspergillaceae. The record is from RefSeq and is a predicted model, not a curated record.
AUGGCACCUACUGCUCCGUUCAGUCCCCCUCCCACUACUGGUAAACCUUUUGUCCCCGAAUGGAUCCCUCCUCCAGUGACCAAGGAAAAACACAACUUCGCUCAGCUCAAGUCGAUUGACCUCUCGCUGCUGGACUCUGAUGACCCGACUGUCGUUGAGAAUCUCAUUCAAAAGGUCAAGGUAGCCAUCCGGGAUGAUGGAUUUCUGUUCCUGGAGAACUACGGAAUUUCCUUGGAGCAGCUCCAUCGUCAAUUUGCUCUAGCCCAAUAUCUCUACAACAACAUCAGCGAGGAAGACAAAGAACGCCUUCUUUUCGACCCCGACACCGGUGUUUGGUCCGGUUAUAAGCACCCUUAUGGAUUCAAGCGCCAUCGCGGCACCCCCGACGGCAUCGAACAAUUCAACUGGUACAAGCCCGAGUGGGAAGACAUUAACCGCGUACCCCGAUGCCUGCACCCCUUCAUGGACGAGAUCGAGGCAUUCUGCAACUACCUCACCCAAUCUGUCAACCGCCGGCUCCUCACCCUCUUCUCGCGCGUCCUUGAGUUACCUGACAAUUACCUUUGGGACAACGUGCAAUCCCACGGCGGCCCAACGGGUGAAGGUUACUUUCGGCACGCGCUCUUCCGCCCCGUCCAGAAACAAACCGAAGAGGCAUCCAAGGGUCUGCGCAUGCACGGCCACACCGACUUUGGACUGACGACUUUGCUCUUCUCUGUCCCGAUCUCAUGUCUUCAGAUCUGGGGCCGCGAUGAACAGUGGUACUAUGUGCCGUAUAAGCCUGGCGCCCUGGUGAUCAACAUCGGAGAUACACUGGAGAUUGUCUCGGGAGGUCAUUUCAAGGCAACUCGACACCGGGUUUUCAAGCCGCCAGCGGAUCAGUUGAAUGAAGAGCGUUUGUCGCUGGUGUUGUUUAACAGUUCGGUUGGUGAUUUGCGGAUGGCGCCGGCGUAUGAGUCACCACUCAUUCAACGGGAGGGCUGCAUCGAAGAGCAAGGCGUCUACAAAGAGUUCAGGAACCUCACGGCUCAAGGAAAGCUGGUCCCUACCAAUCGUCAAUGGCGCGAGAUUCAGAUUGCCACCUGCACAGAUCCGACCGAUACAGUUCGCAACAGGGUCGGUGCAGACCAGGUCCUCAUUGAUGGCAAGGUCAUGCAUCAGAGGGAAUACAUGGGCGUCAAAGUUGUUCUACCUGUUUGA